CACCACCAGUCCAGUCAGUCAGUACCCAGUAGUACCAUACCUACCAUUGCUACGAGCUACGAAGUUAUGUUUGCUAGUUUGCUUUUAUUUCAUUUCAUUUCGAUUGUUGUUAUGUUAAAUUAAAACAUCCUCUGAUCCUCUAAUCUAUAGUGUAGAUGUAAAGCAACAGGCAUCAGACAACAUUUCUUCCUUAUAAUAUUUAUUUUUCAUUUAUUAAGUAGGCCUAAGCUACCCUCCUUGGUUUUUCUGAGAUGGGUAGAAAGAUUCCUGGUAAAAAACAUAAAGGUGUAAAAGAUCCACAUUUGCAGCAGGCAAGAAGAGAAGAAAUCUUAAAAAAUAAAAUAAAUGCUCCUCCCAAAGAAGUUGAUUUCCAAGAAAUGCCAAAAAGUGUUGAAAGACUCAUGAAACUUAAGCAGAUGACCAAAGAAGGAUUUUUUGACAAACAAAAGAAAAAGAAGGAAAAACACAAGAAGAAUCUUAUGGAUACUUCAAGAUUAUUAGGAACAGAAAAAAUACUACCAGGAAUGUCAAAGCCUGACCGAACCCUACCUCGUUUGGUCCAACGUCCAGGAGAGUCUAAUAAAACAUUCUUGUAUCGUGUCAGUCAAGCCACAAAUGACUUUGUUAAAGAGGUCAAAUUUGAAGUCAAGCACAACAUGAAAAUGAAAAGAGAUGAAACAACUGGAGAGGUCAAGUUUGACAAAGUGGAGGUGCAUCCAGUGGACAAAAUGUUUAAAGACAAACUUGAAGCCUCUAAUAGCCGGAAAUCAAAAUACAGUAAAAAAAAGAAAGUAGCAGAGGAAUUACUAAGCAAAACAGGACGACGUCGUUUAAGACAUCAAGCAAAGAAGGAACACCUCAGAGAAUUGAAAGGGGAAGGAGUUGAUGAUGGAAAGGACGAUUUCCAUCAACUCCGAGACAAAAUAGAAUUUAACGAGGUUGUCCAUAGACCACCACAGCUGACAGCUCUGCCUCGGAAAGCCAUCAUCACCAGCGACGAAGGCAUUGCAAGGAGACCUGCUAGCAAACCUGGACUUCUGCUAUCAAAGAUGUUUACGGAUGGAGAGAGGAGGGACCUGACCGGGAAACGUAAGGACUUGUCAAUGUCCGAUAGAAGAAGACUUGAAUCUGCUCAGGCUGAUGCCAUUAGUGCCUACAGACAGAUGAAAGCUAAGCGUUCUAUACUUGUAACAUAAUAUUGCUCGUUUUAUGAAUAAAUCUUAAUUGUCUUGUUGGUUUUCUAA
Macrosteles quadrilineatus (aster leafhopper) is the source of this 1244-nucleotide messenger RNA. Its product is annotated as coiled-coil domain-containing protein 137. NCBI's taxonomy places the organism in Eukaryota, Metazoa, Arthropoda, Insecta, Hemiptera, Cicadellidae. The transcript is spliced from 6 exons. The record is from RefSeq and is a predicted model, not a curated record. The coding region runs from base 252 to 1196 and encodes 314 amino acids.